AAUACACAUGUUUUUAGACAAACAAUGAAUACCAGACAGCGAUUCUCUCUCCUCUCAUCUCACUCUCUUGUUUCCAGUUUCCACGCCCAGUUUUCCAUCCUGUCACGAUUUCCCCAAAAUUCAUUUUUCUGCAAUUUUUUGCUGUUAUUAUUUUUGAGUAAAUAAAGUUUCGAUUUUUUACCCAAGGAGUAAGACCGUGGAGGAUUGCAGUUAGGGUUUCGUCGUUAAACCUCCUGCAAAUCUCGUUCGGAGGCGACAGAAGCUGUGGAGUGUUUCGGAAUCGUAGAAAGGGGGAAGGUUAGGUUUUCUUGCGGACUCGAUUUGGGAGGGGUUAGUCUCUGGCGACAAUGGCCAGCAACUUGCCGAUGAGCCCGCAGUUGGAGCAGAUCCAUGGCGAAAUCCACGACAAUUUUCGAGCCCUCGCAAAUGGCUUCCAGAAGCUGGAUAAGAUCAAAGACUCCAAUAGACAAAGUAAACAGCUGGAGGAACUUACAGGAAAGAUGAGGGAAUGUAAAAGAUUAAUUAAAGAGUUUGAUCGUGAAGUCAAGGACGAGGAGAGCCGAAAUCCUCCUGACGUGAAUAAACAGCUUAAUGAUGAAAAGCAAUCUAUGAUCAAAGAGCUGAAUUCAUAUGUGCAAUUGAGAAAAACGUAUAUGAAUAGCCUUGGUAACAAGAAAGUCGAACUCUUUGAUAUGGGAGCAGGAAUUAGUGAACCCACUGCUGAUGAGAAUGUUCAAAUGGCUUCAGCUAUGUCAAAUCAAGAACUAAUCAAUUCUGGGAUGAAAACAAUGGAUGAGACUGAUCAGGUCAUUGAACGCUCUAAAAAGGUUGUUGAGCAAACAGUUGAAGUGGGAACUCAAACUGCUGUUACCUUAAAGGGCCAAACUGACCAAAUGGGCCACAUUGUAAAUGAGCUGGACACAAUUCAGUUUUCAAUUAGGAAGGCCUCUCAGCUUGUAAAGGAGAUUGGUAGACAGGUGGCAACAGAUAAAUGCAUCAUGCUUUUUCUUUUGCUUAUUGUAAUUGGUGUAAUAGCAAUUAUUGUUGUGAAGAUUGUGAACCCCAGCAAUAAAAACAUAAGGGAUAUCCCUGGAUUGGCGCCGCCUGCUGCAAGGAGGCUUUUGUCAACGAGUCUUCUGCAACAGUUCGAAUAGUUUCCUCCUCUUUUUCAGGAUUCAAUUUUUCCGACAUAGGUACUAUGAUUCAUGUUCUGGGGAUGCGGAGGAGGCUCAGAGGAAUACUUGUGCAUUGAUCGGUCUUUUCUUUUACUUAUACAUUAUUCUUGCCCGAGUUGUGCAUAUUGUUUGUGAUUCUCUAUGUAAAUCACGCGUGAGUCCUUUUUUUUUUGCUUUGGUUUGAAUGGCCAUCCACGGUUCUUUCUGUAAUCUUUCCAAGACUGUUUUAGUUAUAGAGAGAUGCACUUUGCUCUAUAUCUACCUGCGAUUUAGAUGUAUUGCCUUCCAAUAUGUAUUCACAUUGUUUUAUUCUAAUUUCUAGUGAAUAUCGAAGCGCCUUGUUGCAA
Molecule: messenger RNA, 1522 nt
Organism: Malus domestica (apple)
Lineage: Eukaryota; Viridiplantae; Streptophyta; Magnoliopsida; Rosales; Rosaceae
Product: novel plant SNARE 13
Biological process (GO): vesicle fusion
Cellular component (GO): SNARE complex; late endosome membrane; Golgi apparatus
Molecular function (GO): SNAP receptor activity; SNARE binding
Source: RefSeq, a predicted model, not a curated record